AUGGCGCCUAAGAAGAAGGGAAACAAGAGACAGGAGGAGGACUGGGAGGCUGAUCUUGGCGAGUCUGCCCCUGCUGUCGACGCUCCUCCCGCCGAGGAGGCUCAAGAAGACAAUGAAGAGGCUCCAGUGGGUGGCCUGAUGGCUGCCUUGAGAAAGAACAAGGCCAAGAAGGCCAAUAAGAAGGGCAAGGCCAACAACGACUUCGUUGAGGGCGAGGAUGCCAGCGCUGGUAACGACUUGGCCAGCAAGCAGCCCGAGGAGGGUAACUUCGACGACGACGAUGUCUUCGCUGGAAAGCAGACCAAGCCCAUCAAGGAUAUUGUCAAGCCCGCAGCUGAAGAGCCGGAGGCUGGCGAGUUCCGUGUGAAGACUAAGAAGGAGAAGGAGCGCGAGAAGAAGGAGAAAGAGAAGCAGCGCAAGAAGGAGCAGGCCGCCACAAAGAAGAAGCUUACCCCUGCUCAAGAAAAGGCCGAGGCCAAGAAGACUGCUGCCGCUGAGGCCAAGAAGGACGAGCCCGCUGCCGCCCCCGCCGCCCCCGCCGCCGACACUGGCAAGAAGAAGAAGCUUCCUCCUCACUUGGCCGCCCUUCAGAAGCAACAGGAGCUCCUGCGUCAACAGCGUGAGGAAGAGGAGCGUCUUGUAGCGGAAGCAAAGGAGGCUGCUGCCAAGCAAAAACUUCUUGAUGACGAGGAAGAGAAGAAGCGGGCUGAGAUUCGUGAGCGCAAGAAGGAGAAGGAGCGUGAGAAGAAGGAGCAGCUGCGCAAAGAGGGCAAGCUCCUCACCAAGGCCCAGAAAGAGGCUAAGGAGCGCAACGAACUCCGCAUGCAGCAGAUGUUGGCUGCAGGCAGCAAGGUCGCUGGUCUGGAAGACACCGGUGACAAGAAGCGCCCUGUUUAUGAAAACAAGAAGAAGAGGGCUGGCAAAAAGCAGGAGGAGGACCUCGAGGCCGCUGCUGCUCGUGCACAGGCUCAACGAGAGGCUGAGGAUGCCCGACGCCAGAAGGAGGCCGAGGAGAAGGCCAAGGCCGAAGCCGCCGCCGCAGCUGCAGCCCCCGGCGCUGAUGAUGAAAUUGAGGACUGGGAGCAGGCCGCCGACGAGGACGUUAAAGACAGCUGGGAUGCCGAAACAGAUGAGGAAGACGAGAAACCCGCGGAGACACCUGCUGCGGCCCAGAAGGAAGACCAGAAGGAAGACUCGGACUCCGAGUCUGAGUCUGAUUCCGACGAAUCUGACUCCGAAGACGAAGAGCAAUCUGCCAACCAAAGGGCAAUCCAAGCCCGAAAGGCCGAGGCUGCAGAGCGCAGGAAGAAGCAGCACGAAGAGGCCAUGGCUGCCCGUUCCAAGGAUGAUCUCCGCUCUCCCAUUUGCUGUAUUCUUGGUCACGUCGAUACUGGUAAAACUAAGCUGCUUGACAAGAUUCGACAGACCAAUGUCCAAGAGGGCGAAGCAGGUGGUAUUACCCAACAAAUUGGUGCCACCUACUUCCCCGUCGAUGCUCUGCGCACCAAGACCAACGUUGUCAACAAGGAUGGCAAGUUUGAGUUCAAGAUCCCCGGUCUGCUGAUUAUCGAUACACCUGGUCACGAGUCUUUCUCCAACCUGCGUUCCAGAGGUUCUUCUCUUUGCAACAUCGCUAUUCUCGUCGUUGAUAUCAUGCACGGUCUCGAGCCCCAGACUCUUGAGUCUAUGCGCUUGCUGCGUGACCGCAAGACUCCUUUCAUUGUCGCAUUGAACAAGAUCGAUCGUCUCUACGGAUGGAAGAAGAUUGACAACAACGGAUUCGAGGACAGCUUGAACAUGCAAAACAAGGGUGUGCAGAACGAGUUCCGCACUCGUCUUGACGCCACCAAGCUUGCUUUCGCCGAGCAGGGUUUCAACUCCGAGCUCUUCUUCGAGAACAAGUCUCUUUCCCGCAAUGUCUCUCUCGUUCCCACCUCUGCUCACACUGGUGAAGGUGUUCCCGACAUGCUUAAGCUUCUGACUAGCUUGACCCAGGAGCGUAUGACCAACUCCCUGAUGUACUUGUCAGAGGUUGAGUGCACAGUUCUUGAAGUCAAGGUUAUUGAGGGUCUCGGUACCACCAUCGAUGUUGUCCUGUCCAACGGUAUCCUUCGCGAGGGCGACCGUGUCGUGAUGUGCGGUCUCAACGGACCAAUCACAACCAAUAUUCGUGCUCUCCUGACGCCAGCUCCACUCAAGGAGCUGCGUCUGAAGUCUCAAUACGUUCACAACAAGGAAGUCAAGGCCGCCCUUGGUGUGAAGAUUGCUGCCAAUGACUUGGAGCACGCCAUUGCCGGUUCUCGCAUGUUGGUUGUCGGUCCCGAUGAUGAUGAGGAGGACCUCGAGGACGAGGUCAUGUCUGAUCUUGAGAACCUUCUCAGCCGUGUUUCUACCGAUCAACGUGGUGUCACUGUUCAGGCUUCCACCCUGGGUUCCCUUGAGGCUCUCCUUGAGUUCCUGAAGGUCUCCAAGAUUCCCGUUGCCAACAUCUCUAUUGGUCCCGUCUACAAGCGUGAUGUCAUGAUGGCUGGAACCAUGCUUGAGAAGAACAAGGAAUUCGCUGUCAUGCUUUGCUUCGAUGUCAAGGUCGACAAGGAUGCCCAGGCUUACGCCAACGACAUUGGUGUCAAGAUUUUCACUGCGGAUAUUAUUUACCACUUGUUCGACAACUUCACAGAGCACAUGGCUCAACUCACAGAGCAGCGCAAGGAGGAGGCUAAGCUUCUCGCCAUCUUCCCCUGUGUCAUCAAGCCCGUUGCCGUCUUCAACAAGACUGAUCCCAUUGUCAUCGGUGUUGAUGUCAUUGAGGGAAGCUUGCGUCUCCACACUCCUCUGGCCGCUAUUCGUACGAACUCCGCCGGUGUGAAGGAAAUUGUUGACAUUGGUAGAGUUACCUCUAUUGAGCGUGAUCACAAGGCCGUUCCCGUCUGCAAGCGUGGUCAGCCCUCCGUCGCCGUCAAGGUCGAAGGCCCGAACCAGCCCAUGUACGGUCGUCACCUCGAAGAGAAGGAUCAGCUGGUCUCGCACAUCUCGCGUGCCAGUAUCGACACACUGAAGGAGUUCUACCGGUCCGAAGUCUCCAUGGAAGAAUGGGCUCUCGUCAAGCGACUCAAGCCCGUUUUCGACAUUCCUUGA
Penicillium salamii is the source of this 3135-nucleotide messenger RNA. Lineage: Eukaryota; Fungi; Ascomycota; Eurotiomycetes; Eurotiales; Aspergillaceae. The record is from the annotation of a GenBank genome assembly.